UUUCCACUCUCCGAGAGCAGGAAACCCGGAGCAGCCGGGCGCAGCGGGGCCGCGAUGCAGCAGCAGCAGCAGCAGGAGUCGCCCCAGGGCAGCAGCGGCAGCGGCAGCAGAGGCAGCAGCGGGCGGCGCUGAGCCGCCACCACCGCUACUGAGGAAGAAGCCCGCCCAGCUGCAGCCGCGUCCCAACGCCCGCGCCCCCAAUCCCCGCGCCGCGACCUCGGCGCCCCAAACCCCACGCCCGAUUCCGCCAACUUUCACGCUGCUUCGGCGGCUCGGCCCGGCUUGGCGCCAAUGGUGGAGGCCAUAGUGGAGUUUGAUUACCAGGCCCAGCACGAUGAUGAGCUGACGAUCAGCGUGGGUGAAGUCAUCACCAACAUCAGGAAGGAGGAUGGAGGCUGGUGGGAGGGGCAGAUCAACGGCAGGAGAGGUUUGUUCCCUGACAACUUUGUAAGAGAAAUAAAGAAAGAUAUGAAGAAAGACCCUCUCUCCAACAAAGCUCCAGAGAAGCCCGUGCAUGAUGUAGCCAGUGGAAACGCUUUGCUGUCUUCUGAAACCAUUUUAAGAACCAAUAAGCGAGGCGAUCGACGGAGACGCCGAUGCCAGGUGGCAUUCAGCUACCUGCCCCAGAAUGACGAUGAGCUUGAGCUGAAAGUCGGGGACAUCAUAGAGGUUGUAGGAGAGGUAGAGGAAGGAUGGUGGGAAGGUGUACUCAAUGGGAAGACUGGAAUGUUUCCUUCCAACUUCAUCAAGGAGCUGUCGGGAGAGUCUGAUGAGCUUGGCAUUUCCCAGGAUGAGCAGCUGUCCAAAUCAAGGCUUGAAGGUUUCCCUCCAGCUUCUCUGCUACCCUUUCCAGCUCAUGGAGCAAAAGGAAAGACUACCUUUGAAGGGACAAUUCUGUACCGUGCUGCACCGGGAAAGACGGAGAGCCACAGACGCUAUUACAGCUUAAGAGAGACCACAGGCUCCGAGAGUGAUGGCGGUGACUCAAGCAGUACCAAGUCGGAAGGGGCCAACGGGACAGUGGCACCUGCAGCCAUCCAGCCCAAGAAAGUCAAAGGAGUGGGCUUCGGAGACAUUUUCAAAGACAAGCCAAUUAAACUAAGACCGAGGUCAAUUGAAGUAGAAAAUGACUUCCUGCCGGUAGAAAAGACAAUUGGGAAGAAGUUACCUCCAGCUACGUCAGCUCCAGAUCCAUCAAAAACAGAAAUGGACAUCAGAACAAAGACCAAGGAUUACUGCAAAGUAAUAUUUCCAUAUGAGGCACAGAAUGAUGACGAAUUGACAAUCAAGGAAGGAGAUAUAGUGACUCUCAUCAAUAAGGACUGCAUCGAUGUAGGCUGGUGGGAAGGAGAGCUCAAUGGCAGACGAGGAGUGUUCCCUGAUAACUUUGUGAAGUUACUUCCACCGGACUUCGACAAGGAAGGGAAUAGACCCAAGAAACCGCCACCUCCCUCCGCUCCUGUCAUCAAACAAGGAGCAGGUACCACAGAGAGAAAACACGAAAUUAAAAAGAUACCUCCUGAAAGACCAGAAACACUUCCAAACAGAACAGAGGAGAAAGAAAGACCAGAGAGAGAGCCAAAACUGGAUUUACAGAAGCCCUCUGUUCCUGCUAUCCCACCUAAAAAGCCUCGGCCACCUAAGACUAAUUCUCUGAACAGACCUGGUGCAUUGCCCCCAAGAAGACCUGAGCGACCAGUGGGUCCACUGACGCACACCAGGGGUGACAGUCCAAAGAUUGACUUGGCGGGCAGCGCACUCUCUGGCAUCCUGGACAAGGACCUCUCAGACCGCAGCAAUGACAUUGACCUAGAAGGUUUUGACUCGGUGGUAUCAUCUACUGAAAAACUCAGUCACCCAACCACAAGCAGACCAAAAGCUACGGGGAGGCGGCCUCCAUCUCAGUCGCUCACAUCUUCCUCCCUUUCAAGCCCCGAUAUCUUUGACUCCCCAAGUCCCGAAGAAGAUAAAGAGGAACACAUUUCGCUUGCGCACAGAGGACUAGACGUGUCAAGGAAGACUUCCAAGACUGUUACCAUAUCCCAAGUGUCGGACAACAAGGCAUCCCUGCCACCCAAGCCAGGGACCAUGGCAGCUGGCAGCAGUGGGUCAGCCUCUCUGUCCUCAGUGGCAUCCUCCCCCAUGUCAUCGUCUUUGGGAACAGCUGGACACAGAGCCAAUUCUCCAUCUUUGUUCAGCACAGAAGGAAAAGCAAAGGGGGAGCCUGCGGUCAGCAGCCAGGCUGCUGUGGAGGAGCUUAGGACCCAAGUCCGCGAGCUGAGGAGCAUCAUUGAAAGCAUGAAGGAGCAGCAGAAACGUGAGAUUAAGCAAUUACUGUCAGAGCUGGAUGAAGAAAAGAAAAUCCGACUUCGGUUGCAGAUGGAAGUGAAUGACAUAAAGAAAGCUCUUCAAUCAAAAUGAAUACCUGAUGAUUGAGGUGUCACAUUAUUCACCCUGAGUCCAAGACUCAAAUCUCCUGCCCCAGCCAAAAUCAUCUUGUGCCAAAAGAUUAAAGGUUUGCCUCAACACGUCCCUGUUUGAAUGAUUAGCACAAAAGUCUUGAUAGCACAACACAAAUUCCAUCCAAGAGGAGACUCUUUCCCAUGGUGUCGUCCUGGGUCUGGCAGUGCUUGUGAUUUACAGCCAAUUGUGCUAAAGGCUUUUCUACCUGUGAGAUCUCCUGCGAAAUGAUAACUCAGGCAGUUUAGUCCAGAGUAGUACUAUUUUGAUGAUAUUUUCCAUUAAUAAGAUGUAAUUUCAGAUUAUUCGUUUACAGGCUUUAUAAUUUUAUGAUUUUUUUAAGUCGUGUUUUGUCACAGACGCCCCUAGUGUUUGUGCUAAACUAGUCAAAAGCAAGUGUCUUGCUCACUUGCCGCAGGUGGGACAAACACCACCUAGCUUUGUAGUCCCCUUUAGGAUUCUAUUACAUAUGCAAUUUGAGGUCCAGCCCUUCCCUUCCCCUGCCAGCCGACCCCCACCACUCUGAGAGAAAUUUUAGCUUAUAUAUGAUGGUAUAUUUACAAAAAUAGAAAGAGAAAAUCUGGUAUUUGCAAUGAUCUGUGCCUUCUUUCUACCACCCUCUUGAUUGGAGCUUUUGUGAUGCAGCUACCAUGAUUCCAAAUUUAAAAAAAAAAGAAAAAAGAAAAAAAAAAAAAAUCAGCCACUUAUCCUUGUCCACUAGAGGCCGCUGUCUUCGAAGCUUCUCUCACCAUAGCCAAAGGUCCUAAGAGGAGACAGCUGGGAAGUCUGGCCUGCUCUUUGGUACCAGCUGUGACUUUUCAGUUUCUCCUACUUUGAGGUUGUUCAUGAAACUAGAAAUGUCAUUCCAGCUUGAUUGUUUUAUCAUCAGCCAAGUUAAACCCCUGCUUCCUGCCUUUUACACCUAUUGCGUGAACAGAAUAUGCAUUAUUAAAGCAAAAAUAAAUAAAAAUAAAAUGCAAAUGAAAA
Messenger RNA from Peromyscus leucopus (white-footed mouse), 3447 nucleotides. It is a transcript of the gene Sh3kbp1, whose product is annotated as SH3 domain containing kinase binding protein 1. NCBI's taxonomy places the organism in Eukaryota, Metazoa, Chordata, Mammalia, Rodentia, Cricetidae. Gene Ontology annotation, molecular function: protein binding. The transcript is spliced from 20 exons. The coding region runs from base 292 to 2421 and encodes 709 amino acids. The record is from RefSeq and is a predicted model, not a curated record.